Molecule: messenger RNA, 1522 nt
Organism: Nelumbo nucifera (sacred lotus)
Lineage: Eukaryota; Viridiplantae; Streptophyta; Magnoliopsida; Proteales; Nelumbonaceae
Source: RefSeq, a predicted model, not a curated record
AUCCCUUUACCUAAUGAAGACUCCAGAUUUUUUAGGACUUCCCAAUCUUGAGAGAUUGGUACUUGAAGGUCGCACAAGUUUGGUCCAAGUUCACAACUCCAUUGGAUAUCUUGACAAGCUCUAUUUUUUGAAUCUGAAGAACUGUGAGAAACUUAGAAAUCUUCCUCACAGCAUUUGUAAGUUGAAAUCUCUUAAAAAGCUUAUUCUAUCUGGCUGUUCCAAACUCGAUAAGUUUCCAGCGUUCUCUUGUUUUGAUUCCUUUACUUCCUCUCUGGUUUUUGCUCUUUGGUUUAUGCUUCCUAAGAAAAUUAGACCUCUCUUCUUGUGGUCUGUCAGAUGGUGCAGUUUUACGUGCACUUGGUAGCAUAUCUUCAUUGGAAAAGUUGUAUUUAGGUAAUAACAAUUUCUGUAGCCUUCCAGACAGCCUCGGUUGUUUUCCCAAGCUCAAGUACCUGAACUUGGGAGAUUGCUUGAGGCUAAAAUCACUCCCAUUGCUUCCAAUAAGCUUAACAAAGUUGAGAGCAAAUAAUUGUAAAUCAUUGGAGAGAUUAUCAAACCUUGGGAGCUUAUCCUCACUGGCAGUUUUAGAUCUAUGUGGAACCAGUAUUUCUAACCUACCAACCAACAUAAGUUGCCUUUCUCAGCUACAUGAACUUAUGUUAAGCAAUUGCACAAGGCUUCAAUCACUGCAAGGCCUUCCAUCAAGUUUGAAUACAUUACAAGCCUUUGGUUGCACAUCGAUGAGACUGCCAGAUCUGUCAAAGCUACAGAAUUCGUGGUCCUUGUACCUUAAUAGCAGCGAGAACUUAGAAGAGAUUCAGGGUGUGUUGAGGUCAGAUGACUGCAACAGUGUGACACUUAACUUUUGGAAGAAUCUCCUUACUGUUUUCCAGCGAGGGUAUGUACGUGACACCAUUCUACCUGUACCUGGAGGUGAGGUUCCAAUAUGGUUUGACAACAGAACCAUGGGGCCUUUGAUAUUUCUUCAGGUCCCUGGAGUUUUGGGUCGUAAGGUGGUUCAAGGGCUAAUUAUAUGUGCUAUCUGUGUGGCUCAUGAAGGAACUGAUCACGGUUUAUUUAUUCCCGGUGCCUAUGUCCAUAGUCUAACACUGGGUUAUUCCUAUCGCCACAUACCAGAGUUCUGUUGGAUAAGAAUAUAUCGUGAAGCACAGAUGUGGAUCUGCUACUAACCAUGUACUAAGGAGUUGGGAGCAGGGCAUCUCGUCGCUGUUUCAAUAGAUACAAACACAACGGGAUUGUGGGUGAAAGACUGGAGUCCAUUUAGUAUUUGAGUCUGAUGACAAGGGUUCUAGCUCCAGUGAUUACAAGGGAUCCUCUGAGACAAGGACUUCACUUCAUCCCUCUGGAUGAUCAAGUCCUAUAUUUGGUAUUUGGUAUUAGUGUGAAUUCCAUUUGCAUUGGUGUAAAUGCAUGGAAGUUCAAAUUGGCUGUAUGUAAAUUCUGGUUUAGUUUUGCAUCAGAUUUGACUCUGUACCAUUUGUUUGCGAAAAAUAAAAUAAGU